GGUACGGUACAUUAGCGUGUGUUGUAUCAAGUUUUUAGACCGACAAGUCACACCUUUUUUUCGGACUGUAAAGUUCAAUCAGAAGACAGAUAGUUUUCAUCUUGCUGAUCGCAAUUUAUUUUGGGGCCGAUCAAUUCCUCAGUUGGCUGUAAGAAGAUCCUCCAUCUCCUCUUGAUUUGGUGACCUGUCCUAUCAUGGCUGAAAAGCUAGCGUCCUUCGGUAAGAUGCUGCUCCGGCGACGGGCGCUGGACUGUAACCAGGAAGAGAGCCACUUCGCCCGCUGCCUGACCACGCUGGACCUUAUUGCCCUGGGGGUGGGUGCCACUCUGGGGGCCGGCGUCUAUGUGCUGGCUGGAGAGGUGGCCAGGGAGAAGGCCGGACCAGCCAUCGUGCUCUGCUUCCUCAUCGCAGCGCUCUCCUCCGUCCUUGCUGGUCUGUGUUAUGCUGAAUUUGGUGCUCGUGUGCCCAAGACUGGUUCAGCCUACAUGUACAGCUAUGUGACUGUGGGGGAAAUCUGGGCCUUCAUCACUGGCUGGAAUCUCAUCCUCUCCUAUGUCAUAGGCACAGCCAGUGUUGCUCGGGCCUGGAGCUCCACCUUUGACAACCUGGUUGAACAGAAGAUCUCAGACUUCUUCAGAGCCUCCAUGUCCAUCAAGGUCCCUGGGAAGAUUCUUGCUGAAUACCCAGACCUCUUCGCCUUCAUCCUGAUCUUGCUGCUCACUGGCCUGCUGGCGUUUGGCGUUAGCGAGUCGGCCCUGGUGAACAAGAUCUUCACGGGGGUCAACCUGGUGGUGCUGGGCUUCGUCAUCAUCUCAGGCCUGGUGAAGGGAGACCGUACCAACUGGAACCUCACUGUGGAGGACUUUGUCAACACAACCAACAUCACUGAUCCAGAGAUAAUUAAAGAGAAGUUUGGCACCGGGGGUUUUGCUCCAUUUGGCUUCAGUGGAGUCCUGUCUGGGGCAGCAACCUGCUUCUAUGCCUUUGUGGGGUUCGACUGCAUCGCAACAACAAGUGAAGAGGCCAAGAAUCCUAUGCGUUCCAUCCCCAUCGGUAUCGUGGCUUCUCUGCUCAUCUGUUUCUUUGCCUACUUCGGGGUGUCUGCGGCUCUCACCCUUAUGAUGCCCUACUACCUGCUGAACAGAGAGAGCCCACUGCCAGAGGCCUUCAGUUAUGUGCACUGGGACCCUGCCCGCUACAUCGUGGCUGUGGGCUCCCUCUGUGCCCUCUCCACCAGUUUACUGGGCUCAAUGUUCCCCAUGCCCCGUGUAAUCUAUGCCAUGGCUGAGGAUGGCCUGCUCUUCCGCUUCCUCUCAAAGAUGAACAUAAAAACCAAGACCCCCCUGUUAGCCACCAUCGUGUCGGGUAUUGUAGCAGCCCUGAUGGCAUUCCUGUUUGAUCUGGCAGCCCUGGUAGACCUGAUGUCAAUAGGAACUCUCCUGGCAUACACACUAGUGGCAGUGUGUGUGCUUAUCCUCAGGUACCAGCCGGGUACCCUGGGCCUCAGCGGUGCCAGUGAGAAGCUGGUGGAGCUGGUGGGUCUGCGGAGGGCAACCAUGGCGGAGGGGGACAGUGGAGACGAGUUUGACCAGGAGGGUGAGGGGGAGACCAGGCCCCUCAGGGAGAGGUUCACCCUCAAGAUGCUGCUGGUGCCCAGCUGUGACGUCCCCACCAAGACCUCCGGACUUAUCGUGUACAUCACUACCGCUGUCAUCUCUGUGGUAUUCACCCUGCUGUGCGUAGUGCUGGCUGUGUGGGGGGCAGAGGUGGUGAGUGGCCACCCCCUGUGGGUCACCAUAUGUGCCAUACUGGCCUUCUUCGCCUUCCUGUGUGUGGCAAUCAUCUGGAGACAGCCCCCGAGCAGACAGGCACUCACCUUUAAAGUACCCCUGCUCCCAGUGCUGCCAUUGGUCAGUAUCUUUGUCAACAUUUACCUCAUGAUGCAGCUGGAUGGGCCAACAUGGUGUCGCUUUGCAGUGUGGAUGACUAUUGGUUUUCUCAUCUACUUUGGUUAUGGGAUUAAGAACAGCUCAGAGGCCACACCCAACCGUGGUAAAUUUGAGACAGUCCUCCGAUCAAAGAGUCCCAUCUACCUGGCAGAGGAUGACAGUGAGGUGGAAGGGAUGACACCUUAGAG
Molecule: messenger RNA, 2137 nt
Organism: Oncorhynchus tshawytscha (Chinook salmon)
Lineage: Eukaryota; Metazoa; Chordata; Actinopteri; Salmoniformes; Salmonidae
Product: cationic amino acid transporter 3
Exons: 12
Coding region: 195-2135 (646 amino acids)
Biological process (GO): transmembrane transport; amino acid transport
Cellular component (GO): plasma membrane
Molecular function (GO): amino acid transmembrane transporter activity
Source: RefSeq, a predicted model, not a curated record